CUUUGAUCUUUACGACUUCACACGUUACUCUAUUCAUCAAUGGCUACUACGAGUUUAUUCAAUGUAUCUUGCAGCUUUCCAUCGAUCAAAGUAAUCGAUUGCAAGAGCUAUGUUGGUGGUCUCAGAUCGAAUGUGAGUCAAGUUAGAAUUGCUUCUCUUCCAGUUGCAACUUCUCAGCGACGCUCUCUUGUCGUAAGAGCUAGCAACGGACACGCGAAGAAGCUUGGGAGGAGCGAUGCUGAGUGUGAAGCUGCCGUUGCUGCUGGAGAUGUUCCUGAAGCUCCUCCGGUUCCACCUAAACCGGUUGCUCCGGCUGGUACGCCAGUUAUUCAGCCUCUCAAUCUAAACAGACGGCCACGGCGUAACCGUGCUUCUCCAACUGUGAGAGCUGCUUUUCAGGAAACUGACAUCUCCCCUGCAAAUUUUGUAUACCCACUUUUCAUUCAUGAAGGUGAGGAGGACACGCCUAUUGGAGCUAUGCCCGGUUGCUACAGACUUGGCUGGAGGCAUGGCCUUGUAGAAGAGGUUGCAAAGGCUCGAGCUGUUGGUGUUAACAGUAUUGUGCUAUUCCCUAAAGUUCCUGAGGCGUUGAAGAAUCCAACAGGGGAUGAGGCAUAUAAUGACAAUGGUCUUGUACCUAGAACAAUCCGUCUUCUCAAAGACAAGUAUCCUGAUCUUAUUAUCUACACUGAUGUUGCUCUGGAUCCCUACUCAUCUGAUGGUCACGAUGGUAUCGUCAGAGAGGAUGGUGUAAUAAUGAAUGAUGAAACGGUACACCAGCUGUGUAAGCAAGCUGUUUCUCAGGCCCGAGCUGGAGCGGAUGUUGUUAGUCCGAGUGACAUGAUGGAUGGUCGAGUAGGCGCAAUUCGUGCAGCUCUUGAUGCUGAAGGCUUCCAAAACGUCUCCAUCAUGUCUUACACCGCAAAGUAUGCAAGUUCGUUCUACGGCCCGUUCCGUGAAGCCCUGGACUCAAAUCCACGUUUUGGGGACAAGAAAACUUAUCAGAUGAACCCAGCGAAUUAUAGAGAGGCUUUGAUUGAGGCUCGUGAAGACGAGGCUGAAGGAGCCGACAUUCUCCUGGUGAAGCCAGGUCUCCCAUAUUUGGACAUCAUACGGCUUCUCAGGGACAAAUCUCCAUUACCCAUUGCUGCAUACCAAGUGUCUGGGGAGUACUCGAUGAUCAAAGCAGGGGGUGUCCUGAAAAUGAUCGAUGAGGAGAAAGUGAUGAUGGAGUCACUAAUGUGCUUACGCAGAGCUGGUGCUGAUAUCAUCCUUACCUACUUUGCUCUUCAAGCUGCCACUUACUUAUGCAACCAAAAGUAGAAGACAGAGAGAUAGAGAGAGUUUGCAUUUUCAGUAUUUAACCCAUUUGAGCAAUCAUGAUUUUUUGCCUUGUUCUCUACAUUUCCCUUACAAAUCUCAUGUUCUGAUCCAACUUUGUUUGGUCAUGUUUCGUUGCCUUGUGCAUUGUGUACUUUUAUGUCCUGUCUAAUUUUGUAUUGCUGUGUAGAUUCAUUGUUCUGACUUAUGAGUUUUUUAAAGUUGGCUCUUA
Messenger RNA from Eruca vesicaria subsp. sativa (arugula), 1552 nucleotides. The record is from the annotation of a GenBank genome assembly. Lineage: Eukaryota; Viridiplantae; Streptophyta; Magnoliopsida; Brassicales; Brassicaceae.